Monomorium pharaonis (pharaoh ant) is the source of this 3704-nucleotide messenger RNA. RefSeq names its product zinc finger protein 189. The coding region runs from base 375 to 3206 and encodes 943 amino acids. Gene Ontology annotation, molecular function: DNA-binding transcription factor activity, RNA polymerase II-specific; RNA polymerase II transcription regulatory region sequence-specific DNA binding; zinc ion binding. Lineage: Eukaryota; Metazoa; Arthropoda; Insecta; Hymenoptera; Formicidae. Gene Ontology annotation, biological process: regulation of transcription by RNA polymerase II. The record is from RefSeq and is a predicted model, not a curated record. Gene Ontology annotation, cellular component: nucleus. The transcript is spliced from 3 exons.
CGCAUUUGACGGACUCUUUAGCAGCAUUGUAUCAGAGACCUCUCGCCACCUCUCGCAACUCUCGCAAGUUGUGUGCAUCUAUUCUAACCUGCAUGGAAUGCGUUGAAUGUUUCGGCAUUAAGAAAAAAGGAAAGUACGAUAAAUAUUUAAUUGUAAUUUAAAGCGCGUAAAAACUUAAUGAUCAAAAAUCUAUUGAUAAAAACAUUUUCUGGAGUCUACGAUAUUUCUAAAAUGAUCAUAUUGUAAAAAAACUAUUGAUUGAAUUCCCAGUACCUAUCGGAAUACAUCUUUCAAGAAUGUAAAAUUAUUUUUGAAAAACGUAAAGAAAGAAGAAAGAAAUUUUCAUAUAUAUACUUUACAAAACAAUUACAGAAAUGGAAAAUAAUACAUGCCGUCUGUGUGGUAUUAAAUCUAAGAUUAAGAAUUUAAAAUAUAUAUUUGAUAAAAAAACUAAUUUGGCACAAAUAAUAAAUGAGACUUUACCAAUUAAGGUUUCACAAGAUGAUCAUUCCAAACAUAUUUGUUCAAACUGUUAUAAUAAAGUUAUCAGUCAUUAUGACUUUAUUCAAAAUAUAUUGACACAUUCGGAAAAAAAGGAAACAAACACCAUAUCUUUCUUGGAGGUCAAUAAAAACGAAAAGUUGGACAGUGUAAUAAUUUCUCAAGUACAAGAUGAUAUGAUAUAUGCUUGUCCGAAUUGCAACAAAGAUUUAAUAAUGUUUAUAACAAGUAAAGAUGGUAGUACGUUUCCUGGAGAUAGUGGGUUUCAAAUUUCAUUGGCUGCUGUAGAUCAAGCAGAAAAGUUAGAAGAAGAAAAUAUCCAAAUGCUUGAGGAAACAAUGGAGGUGGUUAACGUCUGUGUACAGAGAGUGAGUACAGAAAAUGAGUUACAUGGAUCCUUACUGAAUUAUAAUAUCAACAAAGAUGCAAGGGACGAUAACAAACAAAGUAUCAAUGACAUGCAUAGAACCUCACAAAAAGAUAUGAAUGAUGCGAAUUCUCCCAUUACAUUGCAAAAAACUGAUGUAUUGUAUGAAUUGAACAAAGGUACAAAGAGAAAGUUUCAAGAAAAUAUUUUUACCAAAACCAUUAAUGACACACCUGUUAAGUUACAAAAAUUGAAAGCGAAACAAAAUAUUAGCGAAUUGAACACUGAUCAAACUAGAUCAAGUAUAGCUGACUUAAUAACAUUUCAGUCAAAAAACAAUAGUAUAAAGGAUAAAGAAGUAAUAAUCGAGAAGGAAUGUAGCACAGAGUACACGACGGAUAGAAAAUACCGCGACGAGAAUCCUACUAAUUCGCAAGUAUUCAAGAUUAAAUCAGAGGUGAUGGAAAAUAAAUUGAGCAGUGAUUAUGAUAGAUCGAGCACAGCUGACUUGAGUGUAUUCCAGGCAAACAACGGCAUAGAAAGCUAUGAUGUAGAUGUUGAUCACGAUAGAACAGAUGUGACGGAAGAAAAAUAUAUCGUCGAAGAUACAACAGAUGUGAUGGAAGAAAAAUGUAUCGUCGAGAACCCAACAGAUGUGAUGGAAGAAAAAUGUAUCAUCGAGGACACAACGGAUGUGAUGGAAGAAAUAUUAAUCAUUGAGAACACAGAUGACAUUCCACAAGUUAGAAUAAGACAUGUAUGCGAUUUGUGUGGAGCUCAUUAUUUUUCCCAGGUAAAGUACGAAUUUCACUUGGAGAGACAUAAGUUAAACAAAAUGGACAAAUGCGUUUGUAUAAUAUGCGAUAAAGAAACUAAAACUGAAAACCAAUUGUGGGACCACUACCUCCACAUGCACAAAAGCCCAACGCAAUACAUUUGCUUGGACUGCGACAAAACUUUUACGAAUAAACCAAACUUGCUUCAACAUCAGAAAAGGUAUAAGCAUACCAAAUACAAAACAGUGCUAAAUAUUGAAACAGUUAUGGAUAAAAUCAGUGUGGAUAAAGAUCAGACGCAAGUUACUGCAAAGCAGAAACAAAGAUGCAUUUUCUGCAAUAAGCUGAUAAAGAAUAUAGAUCCUAAUAUUACCAACGAUACGGCGAUGUGUGUUUCCUGUAAAGACUUCAGCGAGUGUCUGAUAGGCAGCGAGUGUCUGAAAGAACAAACGAUCUCGCAGCGGCAGUAUCACUGUUCAAAGUGCCGUAAGCACUUUAUGCGUCAGGAGAGACUCGAGUUCCACGAGAUGCGACACAACGAAAAUAUGGACGAGUUUAUCUGCAGUACAUGCGGCAAGGAGUUCAGCGGAGAAAAUUCUUUGUACGAGCAUUAUCUCUUCGUACACAAAGGAGUUAGGCCGCAUAUUUGUGAAAUAUGCGGAAAGUCGUUUCAGCUGAAGGUGCGACUGAAGGAACACCUUCGGAAACACACGGGUGAGAAGCCUUUUGUGUGCGAAAUAUGCGGCCUGCGUUGUAUGACGACACAUGCACUGAAAUUCCACAAAAAGUCUCAUCUCGCCCUUCGUCACAAUUGUGGGUUUUGCAGCAAAUCGUUUAUCAAGAAGCAGAAUUUCAAUGAACAUCUGGAGAAGCACUGGAAAAAAGACAAGAAUAUAUCACUGCCUCGAACAUUUACGUGUUCCAUGUGCAACAGCGUGUUUCCGACCUUCCGCAUGCUGAAGCAUCACAUGAUUGAAACCCAUAAGCUCAAAUGUGAUGAUCCUUUGAUAAUGAAACAAAAACCAUUACACGAAUGCGACGAGUGUCAAGAGAAGUUCAAACAUCAAAUGUCGCUCAAGGCGCACAAGGAGAGGGUGCACGAGGGUAAGAUUAUACUUCGUGUAUUUCAAUGCGAUAUAUGCAAAGUCGAAUUCAGGGUCAAGCAGAUGCUAAUAAAUCAUAUUCGGAGCAAGCAUACUGAGAAACGGUACAAAUGUACACAAUGCAAUAAGAGAUUUGCAGAUAUUAAAACGCUGUAUCACCACGUUUCGCUACAUAUUGGAAGAAAGCUGUUCACCUGCGAAUACUGCAAUAUGAGUUUCAGGCGAAAAAACGUUAGGGAUAUACAUCGCCGUAAACACACAAAUAGCCGGCCUUAUCAAUGCACAGAUUGUGACAAGGUAUUCAGUAAUUCCACCAGGCGCUCGAACCAUCACAAGAAAGUACAUGGGGACAACAAAACCGAGUGUCCGGAGUGCGGACAGAAAUGUAACGAUGUGCAAGAAAUCAGAAUUCACCUGAACAAACAUCUUGGUGAAAAAUUGAGUAAAUUAGAAUCCUAAUAUUGCGAGAAUAAUACAAUUAUGUGUAAGAGAUACAAAAAUAAUUAUAAAAUCAUAUAAACUGUAAAAUCAAUUAUAAUAUAUAUAAUUUACGUGAAUCUGGAUUGCAAGCAAAUUGUAUACAAAUAAUUCAUUUUUAAUUAUGUCAAAUAAAUUUACUGUUAAGUAAUUAUAUGUCAGUUGUCACAUGUAAUUAAUUGAUGCAGUCUUUACACAAAUUUUAUAAAAGAAUUCGAAUUAAAAUAUUCCCAGAUUUUCUCAAUUGUUUUAGUAAUAAACACUGUUAUAUGUAAAUUUAUAUGGCAUGUAAUGUAUUAUAAGAUAAUGAUAAUUUGUACUGUAUGUGUUUGAUAUUGAACAUCAACACUAUCUUCAAGUUAAUUUUACUUUUUAGAUUGUUUCUGUUUAGAUUGUAUGUUUUCACUGUAAUACUUAUUGUACUUUAUACGAUUCACAAUGUUUUCUAGCUGUACAAAUACAAAAAUUUGUGUGAAAAUA